This is a messenger RNA of Gilbertella persicaria, 1106 nucleotides long. RefSeq lists its product as uncharacterized. Lineage: Eukaryota; Fungi; Mucoromycota; Mucoromycetes; Mucorales; Choanephoraceae. Gene Ontology annotation, biological process: regulation of DNA-templated transcription. Gene Ontology annotation, molecular function: zinc ion binding; sequence-specific DNA binding. Bases 41 to 919 code for a protein of 292 amino acids. The record is from RefSeq and is a predicted model, not a curated record. The transcript has 5 exons.
CUUUCUUUUCUUUUUUCUAUAAUCUUUUUUCUUUGAUUCUAUGUCAAAUACGCCUACAAUUAGCAAUAUGGAUCAUGAAAUGCCAUUCAGAAGAGACAUUCAGGACAGAAAUAGACGCCUUACUUUACCACCUAUAUCUUCUAUGGACAAUGGGUUUGCCAGUAAAUCUUGGCCGCCACCUUCGACAAACUUGACACCUUCACCUGGAAGCACAAGUAGCCUCACUAUGCAAAUGCAACAAAGUAAUAUUCUUUCACCUCCUUUAGCACAAACGAAUGAACAUCCACACAGUUAUCCUAGAGUAGACUAUUUUACAGCAAAUAAUUUAAAUCAUCGCCGCCAAGCGUCUGUAUCUUCAACAGGUUUUAGCAAGGCUAUAAAUAACAGCAUUUCAAAACAAAUAAACACUGCAGAUAGCAUGAACCCCUCGUCCUCAUCAUCAUCAACGACAAAAAUUGAAACCAUCUUGACAUCACUCUCCACUCCUUCUUCUACACGAAGCAUUGAAUACGACAUUGAACAAGUGAUUCGACAAUGCAAUACUUUAUCAGAUAGCAUGAACGACAAAAAGCGACAUAUUAUUGAAAGUAACCCAGCAUUAAUACGACCAUGGCUUGACGAUAUGAUUGGAAGAGCCAAUGAAGUUUUAAACGCAUUAUUAAGGUUAAGGAAACAUCAACUAGCAGCUGAACAUCAUCAUAGACGUAGCCUAGAUGGCCAGGAAACUGAAUCCUGGGAUAAUAAUCCACUGACAUCCAAUAAUGUUUUAUCAUUGAACUCGGGAAAGCUUCGAAAAAGAGGGAAACGACCUGUAUUUCAAGGUCGAUGUCAUUCUUGUAAUAUUUCAGAAACACCAGAAUGGAGAAGAGGGCCUGAUGGAGCACGUACACUUUGCAAUGCUUGUGGUUUACGUAAGUAGAAUUAAAUGCUUACCAUCUAACUCACCUCGUAUCUAGAUUAUGCUAAACUGGCAAAGAAGAAAACCAAGCAAACAGAUACUAAAGAACAAGAUGACACGAGUAUGAAGUAACUUUACAAAAAUAGCUAUAUCUUUGAUAGUAAAUUAUAGCUUUUAUUUUACAACGACAUUGUAACACUAUUUAUUA